CAAGUGGCCACUAGUCAGCUUUUCAUUUAAGAAGCGCUUGUCUUUGGCGAGAUUUGAGGCGGGUUAUUUUGAUCAGGUCCGCGCGCGGAAGAGAGGGAGCGAAGGAGAGCACACGGCGCACGAAGCAGACGCAGGGAGGAGAGGGAGAAAGGCGCACAGACUUCAGCGGUGCUCAGCUGUCUCUCUUCCACACUGGAUGCGCACAACAGAUGACGAGGGUGGACGCACAGAUUUGGAUGAUUUAAUGACAACUAAUCCAAUUUAAAAGACCUUUUUCGUGCAAUGUAGUUACUCCGAGCUAGUCGAUGAAGUUAAACUACAUCAACACUACAUUUUGAAGUUUUUUUAUUUCAUUUUAUUUAUUUUUUUUCAACCAGAAGAAUGAUGGGUCUUUUUCUGAGAAGAUUGUGGAGAGUUGUGGCUGUUUUGGCGCUGGCGACGCAGCAUUCUGCCGGUAAAACGCUUAAAUAUCACAUUUCCGAGGAGCAGAAAGUCGGCACGGUUAUUGCCCGUCUGAAAGACGAUGUCGCGGAUGUUUUGGCAAAACUUCCCAGCUCCGUGCCGCUCCGCUUUCGAGCCAUGCAACGGGGCAGUUCUUCCUUCCUCACCGUGCGCGAGCAGGACGGAGAAAUCAGCAUCCGAAGCAAAAUCGACCGCGAGAAACUCUGCGAAAAGAAUCUCAACUGCUCCAUCCAGUUCGACGUGCUCACGCUCCCGACCGAGCACCUUCAGCUGUUCCACAUCGAAGUGGAAGUGCUGGACAUCAACGAUAAUGCCCCCCAGUUCGCCCGAGCCGUCAUCCCAAUCGAAAUCUCCGAGAGCGCGGCCGUGGGGGCGCGCAUCCCCCUGGACAGCGCCACAGACCCUGACGUCGGUGAGAACUCUCUCUACACAUAUGCCUUAGCGCCCAACAACUUCUUCAAGGUUGACAUUCAGUCCAGGAGUGACGGAGUUAAAUAUGCCGAGCUGGUGGUGCUCAGAGAGCUGGACCGCGAGUUGCGCUCCAGUUAUGAACUUCAGUACAGCGCCUACGACAGGGGCGUUCCCCCCAGGACCGGGUCCACGCUGCUCAAAAUCAGCGUUACUGACUCCAACGACAACAGCCCGGUCUUUGAGAAGUCCUCAUAUGUCAUCAACCUGCCUGAAAAUGCAACUGUUGGCACUCUGCUCAUAGACUUGAAUGCCACAGACGCUGACGAAGGGAAGAACGCGAAAAUAGUCUACUCUUUUAGUAGUCACGUGUCUCCUAAAAUCAUGGAGACCUUCAAAAUUAACCCAGACAGUGGCCACAUAACGCUUAUGAGGAGGCUGGACUACGAAACGAUCAAGUCUUAUGACAUUGACGUGCAGGCGCAGGAUAUGGGUCCAAACUCAAUGCCUGCCCACUGCAAGAUCCUGGUCAAAGUGGUAGAUGUGAACGACAACAAGCCAGACAUCAGCAUCAGCCUCAUGUCCUCCCAGGGCAACGGGGAUGCUGCCUACAUUUCUGAGGCUUCCCCUCUGGACACCUUUGUUGCCUUGGUGAGGGUGGAGGACUUGGACUCUGGGUUAAACGGAGAAGUGGAAUGUCGGCUGCACAGUCAGGGCAACUUCAAGCUGCAGAAAAAAUACGAGAACAACUACAUGAUUCUGACGAACGUAUCCCUGGAUAGAGAGAAAAGGUCAGAGUUCAGUCUGACUGUGGUGGCUGAAGACCGGGGAAUCCCGAGCCUCUCUACCGUCAAACAUUUCACCGUGCACAUCACAGACGAAAAUGACAACCCGCCACACUUUGAGAAGGGGAGAUACGAGAUCUUUAAAUCCGAGAACAAUGCCCCUGGUGCAUAUCUGACAUCCAUUUCUGCCUCUGACCCUGAUCUGGAUGCUAACGGACAGGUGAGCUACACCAUCUUGGAGAACUUUAUUAAUGAAAGCCCCAUCUCCACCUAUGUGAACAUUGAUCCUUCUAAUGGUGCCAUCUAUGCACUGCGCACGUUUGAUCGAGAGGAUGUGAGUCGCAUCUCAUUUGUUGUGCAAGCCAAGGAUGCAGGGAAGCCCCCCCUGCAGAGUAAUGCCACAGUGGUCUUGAACAUUCUUGACGAAAACGACAACCCUCCGGUAAUUGUGGUCCCCCAGUUGUGGAAUUUUACCGCAGAUGUUCACGUCUUCAAGUUCACAGAGGCCGGACAGCUUGUCACUGUGGUCAGGGCAACUGACCGGGACACGGGGGUCAACGCUGAGCUCCUCUGCUCCAUAUCUGGUGGCAAUGAGGAAGGGUUCUUCCUCAUGGAACCGAGAACUUGUGAGAUCCAUGCCAACGCCAGCCUGGAGAACUUCCCCCAUGAGCAUGCUGAGUUGAAAAUUGUAGUCAGGGAUCAGGGAAGUGAAAGCCUAAGUGCCAAAGCCGUUUUAAAAAUCACCCUUUAUGAGAACAGGGAGAACCACGUGCAGCCAAUGGAUCAGGGGGAGUCGUCCAUAGAUCUGUCCCUCAUUAUCAUCAUCUCACUUGGGGCUAUCUGUGCUGUUCUGCUGGUCAUCAUGGUGGUGUACGUGGCUCGCUGCAACCGUGAGAAGAAGGACACCAGACACUCCUACAACUGCCGGGUGGCAGAGUCCACCCACCAGCACCACCCAAAGAAACCAACGAGGCAGAUUCACAAAGGUGACAUCACCCUGGUUCCCACAGUGAAUGGCACCCUCCCCAUCAGGGCUCACCACCGCUCCCCGUCAGCCUCCCCUCCCAUGGACCGAGCCCAGAUGGGGAGCCGGCAGAACCAGCACAGCCGUCAGUCUCUGAACAGCCUGGUGACCAUCUCGUCCAAUCACAUUCCAGAGAGCUUCGCUCUGGAGCUGGCACAUGCAACUCCUCCAGUGGAGCAAGUCUCACAGCUUCUGUCCAUGCUCCAUCAGGGCCAGUACCAGCCCAGACCCAGUUUCCGUGGCAACAAAUACUCCCGCAGCUACAGGUAUGCAUUACAAGAUAUGGACAAAUUCAGCCUAAAGGACAGUGGUCGUGGGGACAGUGAGGCGGGGGACAGUGACUGUGACAUGGGGCGGGAAUCCCCUGUGGACAGGCUGCUUCUGGGGGAGGGCUUUUCUGAUCUGAUGCACCUCGAGAUGCACCAUCGACUUCACCCAGCCAUGAGACUUUGCACAGAUGAAUGUCGCGUCUUGGGACACUCUGACCAGUGCUGGAUGCCUCCCCUCUCCUCACCCGCUUCCUCUGCUGACUACCGCAACAACAUGUACAUCCCUGGGGAAGAGUCCUCCCAGCAAGCCCCACUGGAUGAUGACCAGUCCUCUGUUGACUCCGAAAACCGCAAAAGCUUCUCCACUUUUGGCAAAGAGUCCGGAAAUGAAGAAUUUGGGGUUGGGGGGGAAGGUGGAAGUGAGAUGUGUGCUGCUGGAGGAGGGGCUGGCUCCCUCCUCACUGAGAUGAACUCCGUUUUCCAGAGACUCUUGCCUCCUAAUAUGGACUCCUACGCUGAGUGCACGGAAACUAGCCCACCCUCCUCCUCCUCAGGAACAUCAGAGAGGGGCACUGGACGUGCUGGCAACAUUGCUGGCAACCAUGGCAACAGUGCUGUCCCUCAGGACAGCCGAAGAGGCUUGUUGCCAGGUGGUAAGGGCCCUUCUUACCCCCCAGGUGUAGCCGCAUGGGCUGCCAAUACCCACUAUCUAAAUCCAGGCAAUGGAUCUGUGGGCACCAGCCACGUUCCCGCCUCGUCUUCCUCAUCAUCUUCCACUCCAACUUCCACCAAUGGACAGCCACCACACUUAAAAUGGCUGCCGGCCAUGGAAGAGAUUCCCGAGAAUUAUGAAGAAGAUGACUUUGAUGGCGUUUUGCAUCAGGGUCUCCAGAACAGCAAGCGCAGUGAGAGCCGCCACGAGGCAGGCAUGGACACUUCCGAGCUGGCUCAUGAGAUCAACAAACUGCUGCAGGAUGUCAGGCAGAACUAGGGAGCCGCACAGAGCGGGAUGGCGGGCUUGAGCUUUCACUGUGUUGGUCUGGAACAUUUCGCCACACUGGGACAUUUGUGGUCUUUGUGCCGACGCAAAACUUAAUGGGUUCCUUUUCCACUGUAAAGCUUGUCUUGUUUAUUUGACCAAAUUUCCCUUUUUGUCGUGCGUCUCUGAGCGCAAAGAAAGUCCAACACUGAACUGAAGCUGUGACACGACUCGAAGACACGACUUCUCCACUCGCAUCCAAGUUGUUUGGAAAGUUGCUCAAAUAGGUGAUCUUGAAGUUAAAUUCAUCAACAUAAAAAAGUGUACCUGUUCUUGUAAUGUUUACAGUGGUGUGAACAGACUCCGAGAAAGCAACUGUUGUGUAACCUACUUUCUAGUUCAACAGUAAACAGUAUUGUACAGUGUCUGUGGAGAAAGGCAAGCUCACUUGAAUAUUGUGCCAUGUCUUCUGUUUUGUUAUUUUGGAAUGUAACUGUACAAUUUUAUCUUUCUAUAUCAAAAAUACACUCUUUUUUUACUUCUCUAUAUUUAUAUGUGUCCAUGUAUGUUUGUACAGAAAAAGAUAACAUGUCUAUUUUUUAUAUUUGUCACUGCAUGUCUUAUUAUCUCUGAGUGUGUCCAUUUUUUCUCUGGCCUUUUAUUUUGUAAAGCAGUUGUAUUUAAUUUUUUUUCUUUUUUUUAAUAUUAAAUAUGUGUGUUUGCAUAUCAAAGUAAUCACAUUCCAAUGCAGUUCCAUGUUGGAAGUGGAUUUUGUAUGGUAACAUUGUGACCAGUGGAUGAUAAAUAAAGCAGAGAGAUUUGUA
This is a messenger RNA of Oryzias latipes (Japanese medaka), 4751 nucleotides long. It is a transcript of the gene pcdh18a, whose product is annotated as protocadherin 18a. Gene Ontology annotation, biological process: homophilic cell-cell adhesion. Gene Ontology annotation, cellular component: plasma membrane. The record is from RefSeq and is a predicted model, not a curated record. Gene Ontology annotation, molecular function: calcium ion binding. NCBI's taxonomy places the organism in Eukaryota, Metazoa, Chordata, Actinopteri, Beloniformes, Adrianichthyidae.